AUGAAUCAAUCAAGAAAGGAAUUACUAGAACAGCAGAAUAAUGAGUCAGUCUUAUUAGAUAAUCCUUUUAGAUGGGUAUUAUUUCCAAUAAAAUAUAACAGACUGUGGAGUUUAUAUAAAAAAUACGAGGUAUCGUUUUGGACAGCAGAAGUUAUAUCUCCAAUGGAAGAUAAGGCCAAAUUAGAAAACUUGGAUGAGAAGCUCAUUAAUUACAUUGAAAUGAUUUUUGCAAAACGUAUCUAUAUUGAUGAUACUUGUUUAGAUACUGUUAUGUUAACAUGUGAAUUAUUAGGACAAGUACAGGUACCAGAAGCAAGAGGUUAUUUUUCAUUUACAAUGUGUAUGGAGAAUAUAUAUAAAGAACUAUUUAUGAAUUACAUUGAAAUGAUACGUCAAAACAUAACAAAGAAAGAAAAGAUUGAAGAAAAGAGUAAAGAUGAAGAAAAUGUUAGUGGCCAGAAUCUGGAUAAUAUUGUUUUAAAAGAGGAAUAUGGAUAUAACUUGGAGAAGAAACUUAAUGAGUUGGAAGAUUUUACCAAAAUGAAGGAAUUGAUGGGUAACUUUUUUGAUGAGGAUACCUUAUUUAGUGAAAAACUGGUGUAUUACUCAAUAAUUAAGAAGAUAUUUUCGUGUAGUAUACACUUACUUAGAUUUUCAUUCUCAAUGGGAAAUAGACCAGAAUCUGAGUUACCUACUCAACUUUGUGAUGGUUUGGAUAGAAUUCGUAGAGAUGAGCAGUACCAAGUUGAAUUUUGUUUGAAUAUUGCAAAAUCUAUGAAAACUAAACCAAGUAAUGAUCAAGUAGUUACCUUACUAGAACAGGCCAUUAUGUUAGAGAAGAAUUUCAUAUUUUCAGUUGUAGAUCCACAAGUUCUCCAGCUUGAAAGAGAAGAUAUUGUUGCUUUUAUUUUAUAUAAUGCUGACGAAAUACUCGUGGAUUUGAAAUACCCAAGACAAUUCAAUGUUUCCAACCCAUUUACAAAUAUUGUUAAUGAAUUUCCGGCUCCUUCUCAAGAAGAAGCUAUUGCUAGGCAGACUCUUACACAAACUCUUAAGGCCGCUCACUAUAAGACUUACCAAGAGAUUUCUAAUAACCAAUUCUCAACAUCUCAAGAUUUCUAA
Molecule: messenger RNA, 1122 nt
Organism: Cryptosporidium ubiquitum
Lineage: Eukaryota; Apicomplexa; Conoidasida; Eucoccidiorida; Cryptosporidiidae
Product: ribonucleotide reductase small subunit
Exons: 1
Coding region: 1-1122 (373 amino acids)
Biological process (GO): deoxyribonucleotide biosynthetic process
Molecular function (GO): oxidoreductase activity
Source: RefSeq, a predicted model, not a curated record